UUGUAUGGAUCUAGAUGGCUAGCUUCUAUGUACUGUAAUAAGCUACUGGUAGCUGAGAUGUGCUUGAAUAAGCGCUUACUAUUUUUGCCUGUACUGCUAUCUAAUCCUAGUCCUUAUAUGGAACUGUAGGGGCAUCAAAAAGAAACAAUGCAACAGGUUCUUGAGGAUAGCCUCAUAAGACAGUUUGAUCCUAUGCAGGCAUACCUCUGGAAAUGGAUCCCUUCCCAUGGCAAGUCUGGGGGGAUUCUAAGUGGUAUUAAUCUAGAAUUUUUUGAUGUUGGAUCAUUCCAUGAAGGACAAUUUAUCCUACAGCUUAAUCUUUGGGAUAAGGAACGGAAAAGGAAAUGGAAUCUUCUUAAUGUUUAUGGUGCUGCUCAUGAUGAAAAUAGAAGGGAAUUUCUGGCUGAACUAGCUAGAUUUUGUAAUCAGAGUGAUGACCGUUUUAUAGCUGGGGGAGAUUUCAAUCUAGUCAGGUUCAAUUCUGAGAAAAACAAAGGCACCAUUAACAGGCAUUCCUCUCUUUUUAAUGCGGUCAUUGACAGUCAAGAACUUCUUGACCUCCACAUGGUGGGAGGCAAAUACACCUGGACAAACAAUCAGGACCCUCCCACCUUGGAAAGAUUAGACAGAUGCUUAGUAAGCAAGGGAUGGGAAAAUCUCUUCCCCACUGCUUUCCUCCAAAAACUCCCAAGGGAGAUGUCUGACCACAAUCCACUUAUAUUGUCGUCAGGCACAGCCCCCCCUUUGACAAAGUUAUCAUUCAGAUUUGAAACAUCCUGGUUGAAACAACCUGACUUCAUGGACAAGGUCAAAACAAUCUGGAUGAAACCUUGUCAUGCAGAAUCUGUUGUUGACAAAAUACAAAGCAAACUGAAAAGAUUUAAGCAGUACUUUAAAGGAUGGGGCUUCAAUGUUCAAGGGGAGAGGAAGAAACUCAGAGCUAAAUUGCAGGAUGAACUGCUGGAUAUUGAGCAAAUGGAAGAAGAUGCUCUACUCUCCCUUAAUAUGUACAAUAGGAAAGUGGAAAUACAAAGCAAUAUCUUGAAGAUGCUUGAGGAAGAUGAGCUGUACUGGUUCAAGAGAUCCCAUGAGAAAUGGCUACAUGAAGGUGACAAUAAUACUGAAUAUUUUCAUAGAAUUGCAAAUGGGAGGAAAAGAAAAAAUAACAUUAUCUCCUUUAAAAACGAGGAUGAGACUAUUGAAGGGACUCCCAACCUUAUACUACAUGCUACUGAAUUCUACAAGAAUCUCUUUGGACCUGACAUUGGUAACCUGUUUCACUUAGACUCAGACUUAUGGGAGGAGGGGGAGCUGGUAUCUGAGGAGGAUAAUUCCUACCUUACCAGACCUUUUACUGAGGAAGAAAUAAAAUCUGCUUUAUUCCAGAUGAAAAAAAACAAAGCUGCAGGCCCAUACAGCAUUCCUGUGGAGUUCUUCCAAGGAUGUUGGGAUAUUAUCAAAUAAGACAUACUGGAUUUAUUCCAAGAAUUCUGGGGUGGAGGGCUGAAUAUGAGUAGGUUGAAUUAUGGGAUAAUCACUCUUCUUCCAAAAGUGAUAGAUGCUGAAAGAAUUCACCAAUAUAGGCCAAUUUGCCUUCUCAACUGUAUUUACAAGUGGAUUACAAAAGUUCUGACCAUCAGACUCGAGUUGGUGGUUGAAAAACUUAUUCUGCCCUCUCAAUCAGCCUUCAUGAAGAAGAGAAAUAUCAUGUCAGGUGUGAUGGCACUGCAUGAAGUCUUACAUGAAACUAAGAGAAGAAAAGAAACUGGGGUAGUUCUCAAGUUGGAUUUUGAAAAAGCAUAUGAUAAGGUGUGCUGGGAUUUCCUCUUUUCCAAUCUGGAAAUGAGGGGGUUCAAUAACAAAUGGUGUGGGUGGAUAAAACAAGUUGUUACAGGAGGGACUGUUUGUGUUAAGAUUAAUAACACUCUUGGGCCCUACUUUGUCAGUCACAAAGGAGUGAGACAAGGGGAUCCCCCCCCCAAUUCUUUUUACCUUUGUGGCUGACUGUCUCUCCAGAAUGAUAAGAAAAGCACAGAGAAACAAUCUGAUUUGUGGGCUGGCUGAUAAUAUAAUUGAUAAAGGGGUGGUCAUACUACAAUAUGCAGAUGACACCAUCAUCUGUCUCAAAGAUAACAUUGAGACAGCUAGGAACAUGAAACUGCUCCUCUACCUCUAUGAAAUGAUGUCAGACCUGAAGAUAAACUUCACAAAAAGUGAAGUCGCCCUAAUUAAUGGGGAUGAGAGCAAAUGCUCAUUAUAUGCAGAAAUCUUCAACUGUCAGAUAGGCAGUUUUCCCACAAAAUAUUUGGGUGUACCUGUGAGUCCUGGAAGACUCCAUAUCAAGGAUUGGUUACCUCUGGUGGAGAAAAAUGAAAAAAAAGCUCAAAAUAUGGAGAGGUAGCUCUUUAUCCAUAGCAGGAAGAACAACUUUGAUCAAUGCCAGCCUCUCCAAUGCAUUUAUUUACCAUAUGUCCCUGUACCUUCUCCCUAAAACUAUUACUGCCACUCUGGAUAAGCAAAGAAGAAAGUUCUUCUGGCAAGGAGGGGGGCCCAAAAAGAAAUACCACCUAGUGGCAUGGAAAACACUGUGUGCAAGUAAAGCAAAAGGAGGGCUGGGCAUCAAAGACAUUGCUAAAAUGAAUAUCAGUCUCCUCUGCAAGUAGUGGUGGAAAUUGGAGACAAAAUGGAUUGUGGCAGGAUCAUGUGGAAAAAAAGUAUUUGAGAGGCAGUCCAAUUAGCGUGGUGGUGCAUAGACCUGAUGACUCCCCCAUUUGGACAGAUCUUAAAAUCAAAGAACUUUACCUAAGGGGGAGAGUCAUUCAGACUGCUGAUGGAAAAAAACGUUGUUAUGGAAAGAUGCUUGGAUUCAUAAUAAACCCUUGUGUGUGCUUCACCCAGUACUUUUUGAUUGGUGCUUGGACAAAAACAUCACAUUGCAUGAUGUGCUGGAAAAAAAUGGAAGACUAGACUUUGACAGAUGGUUGCCUCCAUCUUUCUUUGAAGAAUGGAUGGGGAUUGUCAAUGAAGCAUUCUCAUUCAACUUCAUACAACAAGCUGAUAAAAUAAGCUGGAAAUAGGGCAGUAAGAAAAUCUUUACCACAAAAAGCACAUAUGAUCAUUUAUCCAACCAGGCUAGAGUCAACUUCGAUCACAUUUGAAAAGCAAAGAUACCAUAUAAAGUCAAAAUUUUCACUUGGCUGUUAGAAAAAAAUGCCAUCCUAACUAAAGACAAUCUAGUGAGAAGGAAGUGGCUGAGCAGCCCGUCUUGUGCCUUUUGUGAGCAACCUGAAUCUGUUGAUCAUCUUUUCUUUCAGUGCAGUGUAGCUAGAUGUAUCUGAGGGAUGAUUGGUGCUUGCCUCCAGGCAUCAAACAUCCCUGAUAAUUACAAACAAUACAAACGUUGGAUUGAUACCUGGCUGCCCAAAAGCAAAUCUGCUCACCACUUCGGCUUUGCAGCUGUAAGCUGGGCGAUCUGGAAACACAGAAACAAAGCAGUUUUCGACAACAAAAUGAUACGACAUCCCGCUGACAUCUUGAUACAUGCUUGUGUCUUUCUAAAAUACUGGGCAGGUUUGCAUAAGGAAGAGUUCAGGUUGGACUAUUGGAGGGUGUGAAGACUCUUCUCGCGUGUGCUCACCGUGCUCUGGCGCAACAAGCAGCAACGGCCCCAAGGAUGCUCAUGGCCCCACCCCUCUCGGCAGCGGAUGAGGAGGAGGAGUGAAAGUUCUUUUGUUGCACUCUUUCGAACUGAUGAACAAUGUAUUCCCGUGGCCUGUGGGAUCUUUCCGGUCUGUAAUAAUGCUACUUCAUCUGGUCCUUCCAGCCAACUAGGAACCCUAGCGGUAGGCUACUCAUUUUGAAAUCUUCCCAGCUUGAAAGUCAGGGCUGGCGAAGGCUGUGUGCGUCCCCUCUCUUCUCCUUUUAUCCUGUAAUCUUCAAACUCUGUAAUUCCAUUUUCAGAAAUGGAAUUGGGGGCACGCCUCGUUUCGAAAAGAAAAAAAAUCUAAUCCUAGUCCUAGGAGAUGUAUACUAAGUAACGGUGGACGCUGUGAGUCUAUGCUUGCUCCCCUUGAUUUGUACCAUUGGAGGUAUAAGAAUACCCUGGGUUUUGGCAGCCUAUCUUGAGCAUUGAGAAGUUGUCCAUUGUUUGUCAAAACCGCUUCUUGUAUCGUAUGCUAGAUGUGCUGAGCAUAUGACGUUAUGUCAGGGUCAUGGAAAUAUAUUUGCAGCGCGGAGACGUACCCAUUCAUGAGCGCAGGAGGCCAGGGAGUCCCACGGACCGACGGACACCACUCGACACCAUCAAACGACGUACAGCAGGUGCGGCGGCAUUCAUUCGCGGAUUCUUUUACUCGAAGACGGAUUUCAUCUGCACUUUAUUCCGGUGGAUUAUGCACGGGUACCCAAUGGCUACUUUGCAGCAUGGUAUCUCAGAUUACGAAUUCAGAUGGUCUGCUGGAUUUGGAAUUCAUGACCGUUUAAAGUGGGUCAGGUCUGGUCUAUAUGGAAGCAUUGGCCUGAUAAGAAAGGGGAAGCAACACGAUGUGACUUUGUCGUGGUGGUACUUGUUACUAAUUCACCGAUUCCGGGAAGAAAUUCCUAGGUCUGACCUUAAUUGGUUGAACAUGGCAGUGACCUUGUUGAAGGCAUUGUUUGGAUUAAGAUGAAUUACUCCCUCAGGUGAAAACUUUUGAUAUGACCUUAAUUGGUUGGGUCACUGCAAUAUCGGCACGUGUGCGUGCCGUUUUCUCGUUGGAGGCUUUAUCUCGGGAGCCUACUUCAUAGUCCAAGAGCUGCUUUGGUUUGCGAAGCGGGUGAAGGUGAAGUCGCUUGUGGUAGUUUGCUGCGGCAUGAUCUUUAGGUCAUGGUGUUCUUUUUUUUUUCUUUUUUCAUAGCCUGUGUGCAUCUUAGUUAUGCAGAGGCCGGGAUGGAUCUUAUAUAAUUGUAUCAUCUUGAUGUAAUUGUCUAAGAUCAAUA
Panicum virgatum (switchgrass) is the source of this 4977-nucleotide messenger RNA. RefSeq lists its product as uncharacterized. The transcript is spliced from 2 exons. Gene Ontology annotation, molecular function: catalytic activity. Lineage: Eukaryota; Viridiplantae; Streptophyta; Magnoliopsida; Poales; Poaceae. The record is from RefSeq and is a predicted model, not a curated record. Bases 148 to 1464 code for a protein of 438 amino acids.